AUUUGGAAAUGGUUGGGUUUGGUGCAAACCGACGGGGAGGCCGCCUGCCGUCCUUCAUCCUCAUCUUCUUGAUGGUGAUCAUCGCCAUACUGUCUUUCAACUACUGGACAGUGUCCAACAGGCACGGCCGCUUGCUGGAUGAGCUGGCGGAGGUGCAGACGCAGGUGAAGCGCACGGACGCGGCGCGGAGCCGGCUGGAGAAGAGGAACUCGGAGCUGAUGGUGCAGGUGGACACGCACAGGAAGCAGAUCGACCAGAAGGAUGGAGACUACAGCGUCCUGGAAGGAAAGCUGCAGGCCCGAGAGGCUCUCAUCAAAAAGUGCACGGAUGAUAAGAUGAAGUUGCAAAAUGAUGUCACAGCUCAAAUGACAGAAAUCCAGAGACUGAAAGAGCAGCUGAAGGAGCUGAAGCAGGAGUUCAUGAAACAGGAAGAGCAGCUAAGAGAAGUGAAGAAAAACAGCACUACCUUGGAGAGAAAACUGGAGUAUGAGAGUUUACAGUGCGGCCGUCAGAUUGCACAACUGAAAGACGAGUAUGAAGAAACAAAAAAGACCCUGGAGGAAGAAGCGUCAAAGCUAAGACAGAGUGUAAUAGACAGCCACAAGGGUGUAGCGGCAGGUAGACGUGCAGAGGGAGUACCUGGCGUGGACAUGGUUGGAGAGCGCCAUACGGUGGUCACUCACCGGCAUGACAGUACAGUUUUAAAAGAAGAGAUGGGUAAGCCUGGCAGUGACGCUGGCAUGCCUGGUAUUGAAGACAGCGAGGUGGGAAAAAUCGAUGAUGUGCAAUUUGCCCUGAAGAAACCAGCAAUCACUCAGAAGCACGAUGAUGCCCCUGAUAUGGUUGUGGGUGCUGGUGCUGGACCUGGAGUUGGGGCAGCUGAUGGCCCUGGGGGCCAGGCCUUGUCCCUGGACCAGCCCAGGCUCCAGCAGGACAGAGUGGAGGCUCGAGCAGUAGUGGUUGCACCUCAAAACAUCGCCAAACAGGCGGAGAAAACUGUUGUGUUUGAAGAAGACAACAAGGCAGGUAUCAAGGCAGACGAGCUGGGAGAACAACAAAGACAACUACCAGCUCCUGAUAACGUCAAGGGUGACAGCGAACAUUUGAAGGGGAUUCCGCUGCCCCCCAACCCUGCCCAGGUGCCUAACCCCAUCCAGCCGCACCGCGCUAAAGACCAAGUUCCAGCAGAGCCAGUCCACCACCGCCAAAGCCGGUUCUUUGAUGAGAACGAGUCCCCAGUAGAUCCGCAACACGGCUCUAAGCUAGCGGACUACAAUGGGGAUGAUGGGAACGUUGGUGAGUAUGAGGCCGACAAGCAGGCCGAGCUGGCCUACAAUGAGGAAGAGGAUGGUGAUGGUGGGGAGGAAGACGUUCAAGAUGAUGAUGAUCGAGACAUGCAGGGAGACCGCGCUGUGGAUUAUGGGAAAAGACAUCAAGCCAUUGACAUUCUUUGAAUGAGAACUCAUACAGCCGUAGCUCAUUAAAAAAAAAUAUUCCACAACUCUACAACCAGGGUCUCUCGACAAAAAUAGUUUGAACAUCAUGUUUAAAAAAUGUAUAGGGUGCAUCCUCAAUGUCAUGGACUAUUUUGAAGAACAGACAUUGCAACUAAUGAAUUAAUUCUGAAUAACGUAACAUAAUACAAAGAAGAAGAAGGAAAAAAAAAAAAGUCAUGGCAUUGUCCUGAGCUGCUGUUGAUUUGCUAUGGGUUCAGAGUUACGACCGCAGAGAUGACACCCUGUACACUGACUGUUGAGUUUUGUUACUUGAUAACUGUCUCAGUUCAUAACGGAGUGGUCGAAAAGAGCCCUGCUGACUCACGCCUGAACUCCAAGGUCAAACUGUGUUUUGUUUUUGCUACUUUCCUUUUCAGGUUACUGUUGCUUCAUAGAGACAAACUCUCCACCCGGGAUGUUUUUGCCUUUCUAACAGAUUUUUUGGGACUCAUCCAUGGAAGACUUUUUUUGUUGUUGUUGUUGUUGACAGGCGUGGGUAUACAUUGCAAAUGCCAAGGACUUUGCUUAUGGCCUAUUAAAUUAAUUUCUUUUCAUUGUGACAGAUACUCACAAGUGCUCCUCAUUCUGUUUUUUAUUUUUUAAUGAUGCCAUUGCAUGCAUUUGAACCUUUUUAUUAAUCAAACUGAGCAAAGCUUAAGCAAUACUUAGAGCAACGUUAGUAUCCUCCACAGUGUGCGAAGAUUAACCAAGCACAUAUGGAACUGACCUACUGUACACAUGCUUCCAUUAAUGAGGUCUCUUGUACAUAACGUAGUUGAAGUGUAACCAUUUGUACCGAGGAGCCACAAACCCCUCACCUUUAGAGAAAUCAGUGAACAUGAAAUCAGUUCUGUUUGUGCAGCCAGGAAAAUUGAUU
This is a messenger RNA of Larimichthys crocea (large yellow croaker), 2373 nucleotides long. It is a transcript of the gene golm2, whose product is annotated as golgi membrane protein 2. Bases 9 to 1454 code for a protein of 481 amino acids. NCBI's taxonomy places the organism in Eukaryota, Metazoa, Chordata, Actinopteri, Sciaenidae. The record is from RefSeq and is a predicted model, not a curated record. The transcript is spliced from 10 exons.